This is a messenger RNA of Vigna unguiculata (cowpea), 2572 nucleotides long. Its product is annotated as calmodulin-binding protein 60 E-like. Gene Ontology annotation, cellular component: nucleus. Gene Ontology annotation, biological process: regulation of salicylic acid biosynthetic process. The record is from RefSeq and is a predicted model, not a curated record. NCBI's taxonomy places the organism in Eukaryota, Viridiplantae, Streptophyta, Magnoliopsida, Fabales, Fabaceae. Gene Ontology annotation, molecular function: calmodulin binding; DNA-binding transcription factor activity; sequence-specific DNA binding.
UAGAUCUAUGCUACAGUCUUCACAUUUUACUUGUCGUAAUCUUAGAUCCUCAGAUGUCAAACAAAAAAAAAUAAACAUCCUCUUCUUCCUAUGUCUUUGUGAACUCAAGUUUUAGUUUUUGUUUUGGUUCCAAGAUUUUUUCUCUCCACUUCUUCUGGGAAGGUUCUUGGGUGCACCUGUCCUACGGAUCCCUAAGAAAAGACCAGGUUUCUAAAUUUAGAUAGUGUCUAGAGAUAUCAUUGGUAUUGGAUAAGUUUCUAGAAAUGGAAAGUUCCAAGAACAACAGAGUGGAGAAAAGAGGGCACGAGCUAGUUGAUGAGGAUGACGAUUCACAGCACCGUCUUACACAUCCAAAGAAACCAAAACUACCCGGUUUAGCCAGUGUGAUUGUGGAAGCAUUAAAGGUGGACAGUCUGCAGAGACUAUGCUCAUCUUUGGAACCUCUUCUCAGAAAAAUUGUCAGUGAAGAAGUGGAGCGUGCUUUGGCAAAAUUGGGCCAUGAUAAAUUGGCUGAAAGAUCUCAGCCACCGAGAUUAGAAGGACCAGUGCCGAAGAAUCUGCAGCUUCAGUUCAGAACAAAAAUGCCGCCUCAUUUGUUCACUGGGGGAAAGGUUGAGGGAGAGCAAGGAUCUGCAAUCCAUGUUGUGUUAAUGGAUCCCAACAGUGGCAGUGUGGUUCAUGUUGGACCAGAAUCUGUUGCGAAAUUGAAUGUGGUGGUACUUGAAGGUGACUUCAAUGAGGAAGUGGAUGAUGAUUGGACAAAAGAGCACUUUGAAGGGCAUGAAGUAAAGGAGCGUGAUGGGAAAAGGCCACUUCUAACUGGAGAUUUGCAGGUUACUCUGAAGGAAGGGGUAGGAACCUUAGGUGAUCUUACUUUCACUGACAAUUCUAGCUGGAUAAGAAGCAGAAAAUUCCGGCUUGGUGUUAAGGUUGCUCCUGGUUAUUGCGAGGAGAUUCGUAUUCGUGAGGGAAAGACUGAAGCCUUUGCAGUUAAAGAUCACAGAGGAGAACUAUACAAGAAACAUUAUCCACCUGCUUUGAAUGAUGAAGUUUGGAGAUUGGAUCGGAUAGCUAAGGAUGGGGCACUUCACAAAAAGUUGAUUCAAGCAAAAAUAGUAACUGUAGAAGAUUUCCUACGACUUCUUGUCCGCGAGCCACAGAAGUUAAGAAGUAUACUCGGUAGUGGAAUGUCCAACAGAAUGUGGGAGAGUACUGUGGAGCAUGCCAAGACAUGUGUCUUGGGUGGCAAGCUCUUUGUUUACUACACCGACGAAACCAAUGCCGCUGGCAUUGUAUUCGACCAUAUAUACCAGCUGAGAGGCCUCAUUGCAGAUGGCCAAUUCUUCUCUUUGGAAUCACUCACUCCAAAUCAGAAGAUGUCUGUGGAUUCCCUGGUGAAGAAAGCAUAUGACAAUUGGGAGCAAGUUGUAGAAUAUGAUGGAAAAGUUUUAAAUUCGCUCACUAAUUCAAAAAAGGGAUCAAGAGCUUUAGCCACUCAGAUAAUGAACCAUAACAGUUUCCCAGAGCAGCAGUAUUCCUCAGCAAAGAACAAGGUCUCAUAUGUCUCCUCUGAACCAAACCAACACUCGCAGAUAACAAAUAACUACUCAGCAAGUCCCGGUUUGGCAGACUAUCUAUUCGGGAGAUCUGACAAUCAGAUGGUAGGCACAUCUUUAACUGACUCUCAGAUAUCAUUGAAUGGCAGCAUGAACUACAUAACAGGUGAAAAUCAUGACAAUGGUGGUGCUUAUUUCGCUGGAGAUUGGUCCCGACCAAGAAGUGGACAAGGGUUGGAAGACAUUGUGGCAGAAGAACUCCGUCUGAGGAGUUCAGAGAUGUUGGAGAGUGAUGAUAUGCAGAGGUUACUUAAGACAAUCAAUGGUGGUCAUUCUAAUGAGGGUUGUUACACCUAUAGCCUUCAGUAUGAGCCUCAGAUGUAUCAUUCAUUCGGUGAGGAUCAGGGAAAGCCUUCAGGGAAAGCUGUAGUGGGGUGGCUUAAGCUCAAAGCUGCUUUAAGGUGGGGCAUUUUUAUCAGAAAAAAAGCUGCAGAAAGGAGAGCACAACUCACUGAACUGAAUUGAGUUAUAUGCUUCAAACUGCAACAUUUUUAACUCAUUUCAUUUCUAUCUGACAGACAAUUGCUAGCUGAUAUUGCUUUUGGAAUGUGACAAAUUACAAUGCAUAGAACAAUUUGAGAAAACAAAUAAAAAAGGUUAAAUAAGUUGUACAGAUGUGGCAUUCAAGGUUUGAAUAGCAGUAACAAAUAAUUGGAAAACGCAACCUAAGACUUGCUUCAGCCGUAACAGACCAUACAGCUUGUGAGAUUAUUAUAGAUAUCAGGCAGCACUGUCAUGUAACAGGCUCUCUUAUUGUGGCAUUUUGUUUGUUUUUCUAUUUUUAUUGUGUAAUUUAGUUAUGAAUUCAUUUUCGUUCCUUACUUUUUCAUUAACUGAUCAAGAGUCUGUAUCUAAUGGUUCUUGUUUUUUCAUUAUUUUCUGAUAUUGUACCAUGACUUGUUUGUGAGCACUUACCAAAUGUAAUAAAAUGAAUUCUACUGAAGAAUAUUUGACAA